GAGAGCGCGACGUACGUCGAACCCGAGCGAACUAGCGGCGGACGACGGACGUACUUACUACUUUCAAACAUGGCCGCUUCUCCGUCUUGAAACGUUACCCGUUCCGUCGUGUCUGUUUGCAACGAAACCAGUCAGUCUGCGCGUGAACCGAAAAACCGACCGAACAAAACUCCCCCUGUCCGUUUUUCGCCAUUCCCGGUGAGUUAUCUUCGGCCGUCGACGCUUUGUCUCCAAUAAGUCCGAUAAACGACGCGUUGUUUUCGAGGCGAGCAUAUUUACCUAUUAUAAUAUUAAUAAUAUCUGUCCCCCGUUCGGUUCUUUGUCGGCUUAUUGUAGUUCAGUUAUUGACAUUCAGUUAGAAACGGCUUCAAAAAUAUGUAUAACAACACGGGUUAUCCAAUGUAUCAACAACCACGUACAGCCCAAAAUCAAGGUUAUGGCAAUCAAUUUUGGAAAUCUCAAAAUGGCAACACAGAAAAUGCAGAUUUUGGUGGUGCAAUGUUUAAACCAAUGAAUAAAGCACCGGGUGAAUUAUUGAGAAAACCAAACUGGACUCGUGAAUCUCUUCAACCGUUUAAAAAAGAUUUUUACGCUCCACAUGUAGACACUGUUAGCAGGAGUCCAGAUGAAGUAAAUUUAUAUCGUGUCGACAAAGCGAUCACAAUUCGUGGAGCAAAUGUCCCUGAUCCUAGUCAAUUCUUUAUUGAAGGUAAUUUUCCCGAGAGUGUUGUUCAAGAGUUAAAAAAACAAGGAUUUUCUGAACCCACUGCAAUUCAAGCUCAAGGAUGGCCAAUAGCGUUAAGUGGUCGCGAUCUUGUAGGUAUUGCUCAGACAGGUUCUGGAAAAACAUUAGCGUACAUGUUACCAGCAGCAGUGCACAUUAGUAAUCAAGAGCCACUUCAACGUGGAGAUGGACCUAUUGCUCUAGUAUUGGCUCCAACAAGAGAGUUAGCUCAACAAAUACAAAGUGUUGCAAAAAUGUUUAGCUCAAGUAUUCGCAAUACUUGCAUUUUUGGUGGCACUCCUAAAGGGCCUCAAGCCCAUGAUUUACAAAAUGGAGUUGAAAUUGUAAUUGCUACUCCAGGGCGUUUGAUUGAUUUCUUAGAACGUGGGUCCACAAAUUUAAAACGUGUGACUUACUUAGUACUUGAUGAAGCUGAUAGAAUGUUAGAUAUGGGAUUUGAACCUCAAAUUAGAAAAAUCAUUGAACAGAUAAGGCCUGACCGGCAAGUAUUAAUGUGGUCUGCAACUUGGCCAAAAGAGGUUCAAGCAUUAGCUGCAGAUUUCCUAGUCGACUACAUUCAAAUCAAUGUUGGUUCUUUAGAACUUGCUGCCAACCAUAAUAUUCAACAGUUAAUUGAAGUUUGUGAAGAUCACGAAAAAGAUUAUAAAUUGUUUGAUCUUUUAAUGAAAAUAUCUAAUGAACCUGGAUUUAAAGCCAUUAUCUUUGUAGAAAAGAAAAAGAAAGUUGAUGAGCUGACUAGACAAAUAAAAAAUGAAGGAUAUAUAGCAACAUCUAUGCAUGGUGAUAAAUCUCAGCAAGACCGAGAUCAUGUAUUGAAUGAAUUUAGGAAUGGUAAAUCACCAAUUUUGGUUGCUACUGAUGUUGCUGCUCGAGGAUUAGAUGUUGAUGAUGUUAAAUAUGUAAUCAAUUUUGAUUACCCCAACUCUUCUGAAGAUUAUGUACACAGAAUUGGAAGAACUGGUCGUUCAAAACAAGCUGGAAUUGCUUAUACAUUCUUUUCCACAAAUAACAUGCGACAAGCCAAAGAUCUCAUUUCAAUUUUGGAAGAAGCUCAUCAAGUAGUCCCAGAAGAACUCAUUGAAAUGGCAAAUAUGGCAAAAAAUCAUAUGUCAAGUCGGGCUAAGUGGACCAAUCGUUAUCGUGAUGUAAACACACCACUGGCUACUCAAUCCCCUUAUGGACAAUCUAAUAAUGCUAGAACUGCAAAUCCUAACUAUACCAAUGGGUCUGGUUAUGGAGGAGGUGGAGGCUAUGGAAAUAACUUUAACAGUUAUAGUAAUGGAGCCACCAACUAUGCUAAUGGUGGAACUUUCGGAAAUGGUCAAAACUAUCAAAACAAAGGUUAUAAUAAUGAACAUAAAAAUGGAGCAUACCAAUCAGGAACAGGCAGUAUUCCUCGUAAUGUUCCCAAGUUCCAAAACCCACAAUAUCAAACCCAACAAUAUAACGGAAAUCCCGGUCAAAAAUACGGACAAAGUCAGAACACUGUCGGUUAUAACCGUGGUCAAAAUGGCUACACUAAUAAUCCACGUGCCAACUAUCAGCCAAACCGCUUCAACCAACAACGUCAGUUUUCUAAUAUGGCUGACAUGUAUGCGAGUACCCUGCCACCACAGUAUGUGAUGAAUAAUACUGGUGAUGCUUCCAUACAGCCUCUACUUACACACAAGUUCUUCCAGCAGAACCGCCCCCCGGCAGCUACUCAAGAAGCGUUUCCAAAUGGUUACACCACCGUGCCACAAGCAGGUUAUCCAUACUAUGGCCAGCCACAAUCAGUCCAACAGUAAACUAAACCUAAAGCAUAUAUAAUUAAUGAUUGUGACUUCUUAUAAAAAUUUUUUGGAUUUAGGGGCUAAUUUUUUUUUUCUUCCAGUGUUUAAUUGCAAAAUGAAGUCACAUUCCAAAUUUAACUAAUAAAGUUAACUUUAUUGCUAAUUAUCUAUUAUUAUAAUCUAAUACUUUCUUUUGAAAUGCACGGUAAACUUGAAACAUCCAGAAGAAAUGCAUAAUAUAUAUAUUGACAAAAUAUGGUUACUUCCUAACCUAAAAUAAAAUAUUUAAACUAGUCUUAAAAAAAGUAUAAAAAAUUGUGUUUUAUACGAAUAUUUAGACAAUUCGAAUGAGUUCCUUUUUUUCUUUUUGCCAAGGGUCAAUUUUUUAUAACAAGUCCAUGUAAAUUGUAUAAAACUCGAUAAAAUUAACAUUAUGAUAUUAAUUUUUAUUUGUCUUAUUAAUUUAUAUUGUAAAAAAUAAUAAUACUCGAUCUGUGAUAUUUGUUAAACGAUGUAUAGCGCGAUGUUCCCUAAUUUAGAUUUUAAGGGAUUUAUUUAAAACGAUAAACAAAACAUAAUAAAAGGAAAAUGUGUUUUAGAUAUAUUUUUCUGUGGCAUCUUUAACAAAUCUGGGGGAAAUGGAAAGACUGAUGUGAAAAAAAUUCGUAUUUCUAUUUAUUUAUAAAAAUGCGGAAAGCUACUAAAGUUUUGCGUAGUGGUGCAAUAUAAUAUAAUAUGUCGACCAAUGAAAAAACGUCUCGGAUUUUUUUUUUCUCCAACUAAAUCAUAUUUGUGUAUCAUAUUGUUAUUUUAUUGAGAUGUUUUCUUUUUAUUAUUCUAUUUUUUUUCUUUUUAUAAUAGUGAUCAAAGAAAAGUUUUAAGGUUUAUAUUAUUAUUAAUAAUAAUAAUGUGUAAGUUAACAUUAUUAUUUUUUUUUUGUUUUUUGUAUAAGCUCUAUAUUAUGUGACCCAAUUUGUCGAUAAAAUUAAAAAUAAUGGCGUUUGAAUUAGAACUGAGAACGCAUAUUAUUAAAAAAAUAAAAUACUGAAUGUUCUUCUGUAAGUUUCUACAUUAAAGUGCAUUUCUUUUAUUCAUGCUAUUGUUUUUGUUUUUUUUUUUUAUAUUACAUAAUAAUAAUAAUAAUAUAUUUAAGUACAUAAAUCUGUUUAUCCUUUGCUCUAUUCAUCGAUAUCUAUAAUUUCAACUGUGUUAUUAAGACACGAAAUAAAAUAAUAUAUAAUAUUAUAAUA
Acyrthosiphon pisum (pea aphid) is the source of this 3767-nucleotide messenger RNA. RefSeq names its product DEAD-box ATP-dependent RNA helicase 20. Gene Ontology annotation, molecular function: RNA helicase activity; nucleic acid binding; ATP binding. Bases 376 to 2532 code for a protein of 718 amino acids. NCBI's taxonomy places the organism in Eukaryota, Metazoa, Arthropoda, Insecta, Hemiptera, Aphididae. The record is from RefSeq and is a predicted model, not a curated record. The transcript is spliced from 9 exons.